Molecule: messenger RNA, 3600 nt
Organism: Nelumbo nucifera (sacred lotus)
Lineage: Eukaryota; Viridiplantae; Streptophyta; Magnoliopsida; Proteales; Nelumbonaceae
Source: RefSeq, a predicted model, not a curated record
UUCUCGAUACUUCAUAGUUGGCACUUUUUUCUUGGUAGUUCAUGGUCUAGGUUAGCUGGGGCCUGAGAGAAAUUCUAUUAUUCUUCACAUGGGUCUCAGAUGGCUUACACAUUCCUUCCCGCUCUGUUUCUAGUUUCUACUCUAUUUUGUGAUUCUUCUGCAGAGAGUUCGCUCCAUCUUUACAGUAAACAGAUAAAAAUGAAAAAAAAAAGAAUAAAUAAAAUAGAGAGAGAGAGAGAGAGAGAGAGACUUCGCUUUCUAGUCGUUCUUUUCCAGCAAUGGAUGGUCAGACUAAAAGCAUAGCUUUUCUUACAUUACUAGCGUCCCAAGACGAAGCAAUUACGAGCCCUAGCUUUAAAUGCCAACCUUUCUGCUACUCUGCUCCGUUCAGUGAAGAUUUUAUCUCGAUCUCGACGUCAUUGAAUUCUGCUGGCAACUCUGUGUAUUUUCUCUCCAAUGCGCUGGAGGAUAAGUUCCUGACCAUGGACCUUGCCCGUUCCCGGGUUUUUCUGGAUGGUCUUGAAACCCCUCGAAACAGUUUGGAUCUGCCACUAGAACCUUCACAGAGCUGUUCUACAUCUGGAAACAUACUGUAUUCAUAUCAAACGAAGCACAGCUCCUCCAGAAAGAAUUGUUAUCCAAGUAAGGCUUCCAUGAAAAAAUUGAUUGAUGAGGAGAUUUCUAGAGGAUCAGACACCAGAAGGAAUGCGCCUAGUGUUGUGGCCCGUUUGAUGGGGAUGGAUACACUACCAUCAGACACAAAACCGACAACCCAUGCAAAGGAGAAAAAGAACCAAAGUGAUGAACAAUUUGAAAAUGGCUCAAUUCGGCGCAGUGCUUUUGGCUCAAAAUCCUUUAGGAAAACGGAGGUUGAUUUCCUAACCCAUUUUUGGGAAAGAGAUCCUGACUUAUCCAGCAGUGGUAUGAAAUAUGGAAAACCACGGUCUCGGGAGCAUCCUCAAGAGGAUGAACUACAGAAAUUCAAGAAAGAAUUUGAAGCAUGGCAAGCAGCCAGAGUUUGGGAACAUCCAAAGGUUGUUGAACUUGGCAGAAUUCCUGGGCAACGGCUUGCUGAAGAGAACCUGAACAAGGAAAGAAAGGCACUCUAUACAGACUCUAGGAGUUUGAUAGAAAAUAAUAAACUUGUAGAACCAAAAUGUCAUACUUCAUUGGCAAUAAUAAAAGGAAGCUCACAAGAAAGAGGUGCAUUACAUCAUCAAGGAUAUAAGAAAGAAACUUUCCCAGCUAACCAAAUUGAAUCUGCCACCUUAAGAAACAGAACAAAAUCUAUUCACUCUGAGCAGAUCCCCCUAAUGGAUUGUGAUCAGAAAUUUGGUAAGACUUAUGAUAACAAACUGGGUAAGUCUUCUGUGCCAACAAGGAUAGUGAUCUUGAAGCCUGGCCCUGACAGGAAUGGGGGUAGUGAAGAUUCUUGUGCUGGUUCAUCAGAAGCUGUUGAAGAGGAAGGCAGUAUUGAAGACUUGCUUGAGGAAGUAAAGGAAAGAUUGAGAUGUGAAAUUCAGGGGAAGAGUGCUAAAAGAGAUACUGCAGUCAGAAGGGGUGGGAUUUGGACCUCUUUCAGUGAAAAACAAUCAGAUCCAAAAGAAAUUGCUUGGAGUAUAGCACAACAGGUCAGAGAAAAUGUUACUAAGGGCCUUGGGAUAAAUUUGCUACGAUCAGAAUCAACAAGAUCCUACAGAAGUGAAGCUCAGGUGAAUGGGCAAGGUUCUUCAGAGUUCAUCAAUAGAGACACCAGGAAAUUCUUGUCUGAGAAGCUGAGGAAUGUUGUAAAAGGAGAAACACCAAUAGAUUAUCCCCCAAGUGUUGGUGGCUGCUCAAGAGCUUCUGCUUUAGGCAAUGAGGAGAUCAGACCAAGACCAACUGGAGGUGUUCUGCUGAGUGGGAAUAUUGGCGGUUGUUGGGAAGAUUUGAGAGAUAAGCCAGAAAUUCAAACCCGAUCUUUCAGACAUGGGCAUAAAAGUGAUGCGAUGCUCUAUACAGGGGAGUUAUCCCCAAGGAAUCUCAUCAGAUCUUUGUCAGCUCCAGUUUCAGGAAAUUCAUUUGGGAAGCUUCUUUUAGAGGAUCGACACAUUUUAACUGGAGCCCAGAUCAGGAGGAAGCAUGAAGCCACUGAAAAUGUUUCAGUGGAAAUGAGAAAAAAGAGAAAAGAAAGGUUAAAUUUCAGGGGUAAAGUCUCAAAACUUCGUUACAGUUUCACUCUUAGAGGUAAGUUAUUUGGCAGGAAGAUUCAAGCAGUGGAGGAAUCUGGAAGCAAUGAAUCUGAUUCUGUGAAGGAUAAUGGACCUACAGUUGUGAUGAAUCCUUGGAAUGCACAUGAAAACUUGACUGAGGUGCCACCUAGCCCUGCAUCGGUGUGCAGCAGUGGGCAUGAAGAGUUCUGUCAGCCUGUAGAUCAUCUAAGCCCAAUUUCCACUUUGGAUGUACCUUUGAUAGAAGAUUGCCCAAUGCCACGGGUUUUUAGAGAGAUCAGCUCUAAUCUUCAAGAACUGAAGAAGCAGUUGAACCAACUUGAUUCUGAUGAGUCUGAUGACACGCCGAUCAGAGAGGGCCCCCCAGAAGCUGAAACACUGGAAAUAGAAAUAGAAGACGAAGCUGAAGCUUACAUGAGAGAUCUUCUAGUUGCUUCUGGUUUAUAUGAUGGAUCAUUUGAUUGCUUUUUUCCAAAAUGGGACCCAACUGAAAAGCCCAUUAGCAACUCCAUAUACGAGGAAGUAGAAGAGUCUUACAGAAGAAGAGCAAAAGGGAAUGAAGAAGAAACCAAGGAUCAGAACGAAAGUAAGGAAGAUCAUAAGCUGUUAUUUGAUCUGUUGAAUGAAGCACUGGCAAAAAUUCUUGGAUCUUCAUCAACAAUAUCCAGACUGAAGAGAAAGGUGCUUGGUCUCGCCACAGUAUCAUCUACUUGUGGAAGUAGAAAGAAAUUAUUGGAUGCUGCAUGGGAAAUGGUCCGUAUGUAUGUACAUCCUCCAAUGGACGGAUCAUAUUAUUCGAUCGAUAGCGUGGUGGCCCGCGAUAUGGAGACAACCGUUUGGUCUGAUAUGAUGCUUGAUGAUAUUGAUAUAAUAGUAAGAGAGAUGUCAUGGGUGAAUCUGGGGGAGUUGAUGGAGGAAACUGUGAAGGAUAUGUUAUUAUAAUGGUGUGGUCUGUAUUCUGUAGAUUGAGUAGACCCACGAUGGGCUGUGGCUGAUGAACGUUCAUUGCAGUAAGUGGUCGCAGCAUUUUCUUGCGACCACUCAAAAAAGCGCGCGGGGGUGGUCGGGUCAGUGUUUUAUUGGCGGGCGCUAGAAAAUGCUGCGACCACGGUCUCAGCAGAUUGAGCACACACUAUUGAAUUUUGUUUUAGUUGGGUUUAACAAACAAGAAGAAAUUAAAGGAGCAGCACACAACUACAUAAGCUUGGGGGUAGGCGUAGCGUGUCUAGUGUUCUCAAUCUUCAAAUGAAAUUCGGUUGAUUCUGAAUUUGAUUUUGGAUGUUGUAAUAGUCACUUAGUUUCUGCAAUUUAUUUUAACCUUUUAAGGCCACUCUGGAACGUUGAUCAUGUGCAGAUAUGAUCAUAUGAUCUGCGUUUGGAUUUAACAAAA